This is a messenger RNA of Symbiodinium natans, 1770 nucleotides long. The record is from the annotation of a GenBank genome assembly. NCBI's taxonomy places the organism in Eukaryota, Dinophyceae, Suessiales, Symbiodiniaceae.
AUGAGCGAAACUGUGUCAGCGCCUCUGCAGCUGUCCCGGCACUUGUCACAGGCGGAGGGCCUCCGCCUGCUGGGGGCGUUGAGCGUCUUCAACGCCAUGGCCGUGGCGGUGCUCCGGGAGCCCGGCCCUCCACCCCAGGGCACCGAGCUGCUGCGCCUGCUGCGAGGGGCCCUUGACCGGACGAUGGAAACCCCAGUUCCCUGCAGCUCAGGCAAGUCGGCUUCCCAGACGCAGAUGGUGCCGCCAUCACCGACGCCUUCCAUCGCGCGGCAGGUAUCCAUCGAGGGAAGCCCCAAGACGCCGACGCAGGAGCGGCGCAUUUCCUACGAAGGUGAGAUUCGUUUCUGGAAGAGGUUGAGUGGGCAGGGCGAGUAUCAGGAAGGGUCGCGCUUGCGGCUGCUUCGACAAGAUGCACUCACCAGGCACUGGACCUGCUUCUUCGUGGAUUUGAAGGCAGGGCCAUCGAAGCCACGGCAGUACCGGAGCAAAGAACGGGCCGAGCCACGAGCCCACGAACAGCCAAAGCACGACGAGAAGUGUCCACUUUGCAAGGGCCGAGAGGAGAAGACAGAGGUCUUGCGGGUUUGGCCCGACGGCCGGCUGGAGGAGCGAGAGGGUCUACCUCCAGCAGAGGCGGACAAGACAAAGUGGCUGGUGCGAGUGCUGCGAAACCCGUUCCCCUACUUGCUGACGCCACAGGAUCUCUACCAGACGCCCUUCCCGGGCGAUCGGAGCAAGCAUGCCGCGUGCUUCGGCGAUCAUGACAACCAUGCUGCAAAUCCAGAUGCAGAUCACCCUCUUUGCAGGAUGGUCGACGGCUACGGGGCCUCCGAGGUCGUUGUGGAGUCUCCCACGCACAACGCGAUGAUUGGCAUUGCCGAGGAUGCGCAGGUCAUCCAUACCUUGCGGGCCAUGGCAGCGAGGGGCCGAUCGCUUCGAAAGUGCAGCCAGGUGGUGCAGCUGAUGUACUUCAAGCAGUACGGUGCAGAAGCGAGCGGUUCGCUCAUCCAUCCGCACAUGCAGAUUUGCUCGCUGCCGAUUGUGAGUCGGAGUUUAGAGCGGCGCCUUGAGGAUCACAAGGACUUCUUCGCGCAGCAUGGAUGCCCCGCUGUGAAGAGGCUCUACGUCGACGAGGUGACCGGUGGAAACGGAAAUGCGCUGGCAGUGGCCCGACUGGUGCACCAGACGGCCCACUUCGUGGCCAGCGUGCCCUUCGCUCAAGUUCCACGCGGGCGAGUGGUGAUCGCCCCAAGGCGCCAUUCGCCCCGAUUCGAGGACUGCCUGGAGGAGGAGCUCGUGGACUUGGGUAAGCUGCUGCGCCUUCUCCUCGCCAGCCUCUACCGCUUCAAGGACGACCCUUCAUACAACCUCUUCUGGGAGACCGCACCUACCGAGCACUGGCACGCCUUCGAGGACGAGGCGGAGAGGAGGGCCGUGGAGGAAAGCUUCUGCUGGACGCUGCACAUUCGUGUACCGCACAAAGCCUCGGGCUUCAAUCUCGCCUCCGGUGUGGAUGUCACGCGACAACUUCCUGAGGAAGAGGCGAAGGAGCUGCAGAUGUCAAGCCGGCAGGGGCUCAGUGAAGUGACGUACCCCAUUGGCACCUUUGGCUUCGACGCAGAGCAGCUGAAUCUGGAGUUUCCCAACACAGUUGGCCCGUUUGUCAUGGUCAAUGCCCAGAUGGCAGAAGGUUUCAACGAGUAUUUCCGCCACACGCAAGUCUCCAAGCCGGAUCUUCAAAGCUGCUGGGGCUGUUUAUUUAGGGUUUAG